AUGCUCAUCACAAAAACAUUCCACGAUAUCCCUACCAAACUCGACGCCAACGGUCGUCCUAUCAGAAUAUUUAUCAUAUCGCCUCUUGUGCAGAACUAUCCCCACGCAAAGUUUCCUGGCGUUGUUGUCUUUAGUGAAAUAUACCAGGUCACUGGGCCAGUUGAACGCUUUGCUGGACAGAUUGCCAGUCAGGGAUAUGUCGUUGCAUGCCCCUCCGUUUAUCACGAAUUUGAAGGACCGGAGGCCAUUCCAUACGACGCAGAGGGAACCGACAGAGGCAACAAAUAUAAGAUCGAGAAGGAAGUAGCAGCGUAUGAUGAGGACGCAGCCCUUUCCAUCGAUCUCCUUACGUCUCUCCCCAAUUGCAAUGGGCGUAUCGCAGCGACCGGGAUGUGCCUUGGAGGACACCUUGCUGCGUUCGAUCCUCGCGUGCGGGCCUCUGUGUGUUUCUUUGGCACCGACAUCCACAGUGCGACAUUGGGCAAGGGAAAACAGGAUGAUUCCUUGAUUCGCGUUCGCAACGGCGACAUGACUGGGAAAGGCGAACUAGUGAUGAUCUUCGGAAAGCAGGACACUCAUGUUCCUCGCGAGGGGCGUGAUCUCAUACGAAAGACGCUUGAUGACGCCAAUGUAACAGUCUCGUUUAUUGAAGUUCAGGCCCAACACGCUUUUGUCCGGGAUGAGAAAUCUAAAGGACGCUGGGACGCCGCCCUUACCAGGUCUCUUUUCGGCUUCAUGAUGGAAGUAUUCGAGCGUACAGUGGGCCGGGAUCUUGGACCAAAGGUCGAGGAUACUCAGCCGCUUCAACAUGUGUGUUGA
This is a messenger RNA of Guyanagaster necrorhizus, 819 nucleotides long. Its product is annotated as dienelactone hydrolase. The record is from RefSeq and is a predicted model, not a curated record. The transcript is spliced from 11 exons. Bases 1 to 819 code for a protein of 272 amino acids. NCBI's taxonomy places the organism in Eukaryota, Fungi, Basidiomycota, Agaricomycetes, Agaricales, Physalacriaceae. Gene Ontology annotation, molecular function: hydrolase activity.